AAAUGCCAAGCCUAACAGUGGAAAUAGUGGAAAGGACCACAUAACUACUGAUGCAGUCAACGGGCUUCUCCUUCUAAAAGACAUUUUCUGGACUCUUGAGAAGUUAUUAUGAGUAACAUGGCAGUGAAGGAUUUCAUCACCUGGCAUCUGCUGGCUUUGCUUUUAAUUCCAUUUUGCCUGUGUCAAGAUGAAUACAUGGAGGUGAGCAGAAGAUCUAAUAAAGCGGUGGCCAAAGUAUUGCAAAGUCACCACCAGACUGGCCAUAAAGGUUCCAGCAGCAGGGAAAUUUUGGGACAGCGGAGUCAACUUAUAGAGUCGACUAUUGAUGAUAAUAGCACUUCUACAGACCAAAAAGCCCAGAGACCAGAGGUAGACGAUGUAGCACAGACUACCUCAGACAGAGUCCAGCCCCCUCAAAGUGGACCUCAACAGCCAGACUGCAGUAGCUGCUGCCGGGGAGAAUUUGGAUUCCGAGGCUAUCAAGGGCCACCAGGACCUCCAGGGCCUGCUGGAAUGCCAGGAAAUCAUGGAAACAAUGGGAAUAAUGGAGCACCUGGCAAUGAAGGAGCCAAAGGUGACAAAGGAGACAAAGGGGACCUGGGACCAAGGGGAGAUCGUGGCCAUCACGGACCAAAAGGAGAGAAGGGUUACCCUGGGAUUCCACCAGAGCUUCAGAUUGCAUUCAUGGCUUCUAUGGCAACCCAUUUCAGCAAUCAGAACAGUGGGAUAAUCUUCAGUAGUGUUGAAACCAAUGUUGGAAACUUCUUUGAUGUUAUGACUGGUAGAUUUGGUGCCCCAGUGAAUGGGGUGUAUUUCUUCACCUUCAGCAUGAUGAAACAUGAGGAUGUGGAGGAAGUGUAUGUGUACCUCAUGCACAAUGGCAAUACAGUUUUCAGCUUAUAUAGCUACGAAUCAAAAGGAAAAGCUGACACAUCAGGAAACAGUGCGGUGCUAAAACUUGCCAAGGGAGAUGAAGUUUGGCUGCGAAUGGGGAAUGGAGCACUCCACGGAGAUCACCAGCGUUACUCCACCUUUGCUGGGUUUCUUCUUUUUGAAACAAAGUAAAACCAAAAAAAAAAAAAGUGCACUUUUAGGCAGUUUUUUUUCCAAGCUGUUUUCUUUUUUUUCCUCGUCUGUGGCAUAACAUUUCAACAAGGUAGGAUCAGGAAGGCUUAUCCCUGAUGCAUUAUGUUGGUAUUCAUGUAUCAGAAGUGCUGAACACAUUGGGUAAAUGACAUAGAUGUUAUUUCUCUGAAGGUACAUUGUCACUUGGGUUGCACCUAAUGGACCAUUACAUUGUUUCUAUGGGGGGGUGGGGAAGGUUUUUAAGAAAUUAUUUAGAAAGUGGCUUGGGCAGUUUGACCCAAAUUUGGUGUAUAGAUAGAUUAUGUUCAAUAUGUCAGGAACUAUACAAUCCUAAAUUUGUAGUUCUUGAUUCAUUCAUUUAUUCAGUCCUCCAUAGAAAAUGGCUGUGAAUAACUGAGUUGGCUCAGUUUUAGGUGAGAGGGGACUUAGAGGAACAGGCUUAUACUGAACUAGAAAAACUUUUUCAGAUAGAAAAAAUGUGGAAAAAAGGGUAUUUAAGGAUUCAGGUGAUUGCCCCACCCUCUUGAACCUUUUUACGGUGAUGUUGGUGACUUCAGUACAGUUUUCUAGUACAUAUUUACCUGCUUUAGGAAGCAAUGGUAGAUUUCUUAGCCUAAGAGUAGCUCAAGGCAAAAGUUCUUUGGCCUGUGUUAUGUAGUAGGUCAGACUAGAUAAGUUUUCAACCAGGGGUCCAGUCCAGGGCCCCCUGCAGGGCCACAAGCAGGUUUCAGGGCAUCUGCCAAGCAGGGCCGGCAUUA
Messenger RNA from Dermochelys coriacea (leatherback sea turtle), 1844 nucleotides. It is a transcript of the gene C1QTNF3, whose product is annotated as C1q and TNF related 3. NCBI's taxonomy places the organism in Eukaryota, Metazoa, Chordata, Testudines, Dermochelyidae. The transcript has 6 exons. The record is from RefSeq and is a predicted model, not a curated record. The coding region runs from base 109 to 1065 and encodes 318 amino acids. Gene Ontology annotation, molecular function: protein binding.